AUGGACGCCUCCUCCCUCCGCAUCUCCAAGUUCGAUGGAACUAACUUCCACGCCUGGAAGUUCAAGAUGCAGAUGGUGCUGGAGGAACGGGACCUAUGGGAGGUCGUCAGCGGUGAGAUCAAGGCGGAACAGUGCGAGACUCAGUUGGACCAAGCGACGUACAAGAGGAAGUCAAGAAAGGCGAUGGCAGUGAUCUGUCUAGCCAUGGAAGAUUCCCAGCUACCGUUGGUCCGGUCGGCAAGUGGUGCAUGCGACGCAUGGUCAAGGUUGGAAGACCACUUCGAGAAGAAGAGUCUUGCCAACAAGCUGUUCUUGCGCCGUCGCUUCUUCACGACAAUGAUGGAAGAAGGCGACGAUGUGCUCGAACACAUCAACAAGCUCAAGACGCUGGCGGAACAGCUAGAAGCGGUGGGGGGGCUCCAGUCUGCGAGGACGAUCUGGUGA
Messenger RNA from Peronospora matthiolae, 444 nucleotides. NCBI's taxonomy places the organism in Eukaryota, Oomycota, Peronosporomycetes, Peronosporales, Peronosporaceae. The record is from the annotation of a GenBank genome assembly.